AUGCCACCCCUCGUCGAAGCCUUCCCCGCCUCCUCCCUCGCCUCCCGCAUCAACCACCUCCCCUCCGGCAAAACCCGCAAGCCGGCCGUCUCAGACCUCACGAAGUGCGAAUUGCGGGAACUGAUCCAGUACCACUGCGAUCUGGAGGGACCCAGGGAGGAUCCGAAGUCGAGGGUGGUGUGUCAGCCCUUUUUGAGGUUGUUUCGGCAGUGCGCGAAUGGGAUGACGGUUGAGACGACGGCUUGGGAGGGGAAGUAUGAUCGGUGA
This is a messenger RNA of Zasmidium cellare ATCC 36951, 267 nucleotides long. RefSeq lists its product as uncharacterized. Gene Ontology annotation, cellular component: mitochondrial inner membrane peptidase complex. Lineage: Eukaryota; Fungi; Ascomycota; Dothideomycetes; Mycosphaerellales; Mycosphaerellaceae. The coding region runs from base 1 to 267 and encodes 88 amino acids. The transcript is spliced from 2 exons. The record is from RefSeq and is a predicted model, not a curated record.